AUGGACGGAAAAAAUACGGUAUACAGUUGCGGAUGGCACGGGAUUGACCGUGCGUUUUCAUCUUUAGUCAGAGGCGCCCCGCGCAGGCACGUGUCGUCUCUCGCCACCAGCUUCCGUUUCUACCUCCACCGCAUCUUCUCCUCCUCAGGGUCCGGGGCCGAGAACGGCGGCACCGUUGCGGGCAGCAGGGAGGAAGAGGAGGCGGUGACCACCACCGUAUCUUCGCCGCUUGCCCAGUCCCUGCCGCACCAGCCUUCGACGUCGGUGGUGCUGUCCACGCCGUCGUCACCGUGCGCGUCGUCGCCGUUCAUGUCGCCGCUCUCGGUGCGCUCCCUCAGCGCCACCCCCGUCCCGUGCUCGCCGCAGAAGUUGAUGCAGGCGAGCAGGCAGUCGUCGCGGUCGUUCGCCGCCCGCGGCGACGUGUUCCCCUGCAAGGUGUGCGGCGAGGUGCUGGGCAGGCCGCAGCUGCUGGAGCUCCACCAGGCGAUGAAGCACUACCUGUCGGAGCUCACCCACCUCGACUCCAGCCUCAACAUCAUCCGCAUGAUCUUCCUCGCCGGGUGGAAGCCCGCGGCGGCGUCCGGUGCCGCCGGCGAGGCCCCCGCGGUGCGCCGCAUCCUCAGGAUCCACCACAACCCGCGCGCGCUGGCCCGCUUCGAGGAGUACCGCGACCUCGUCCGCGCCCGGGCCGCCCGGCGCUGCGGCGAGGGCGCCGUCGUGGAGGAGCGCUGCAUCGCGGACGGCAACGAGCGCCUGCGCUUCCACUGCUCCACCGUGUUCUGCUCCCUGGGCGGCGGCGGCGCCGACGUGGACGGCAUCGCCACCUACGCCUCCGCGUGGGCCGCGCACGCGUCCCUGCCCGACGACGUGGAGCGCGAGUUCGCCUUCCUCCAGGUGCGCCGCGCCAUGCUGGUGUGCCGCGUCGUGGCGGGCCGCGUCGCCCGAGGCCCCGCGGACGACAAGGUGGCCUACGACUCCAUGGUCCCCGUGCGCGGCGGCGUCAGCGCUGUCGGGGCCGAUGACGUCGAGCUGCUGGUGUACAACCCCAGAGCAGUGCUCCCGUGCUUCGUCAUCCUCUACAGCUGCUAG
Miscanthus lutarioriparius is the source of this 1089-nucleotide messenger RNA. NCBI's taxonomy places the organism in Eukaryota, Viridiplantae, Streptophyta, Magnoliopsida, Poales, Poaceae. The record is from the annotation of a GenBank genome assembly.